Messenger RNA from Lachancea mirantina, 1125 nucleotides. The record is from the annotation of a GenBank genome assembly. Lineage: Eukaryota; Fungi; Ascomycota; Saccharomycetes; Saccharomycetales; Saccharomycetaceae.
AUGGGAGGCGAGCCAUGGUGGAAACAAUGGAAUCCAGACAACAUUACUUUGUCAGAUACUACAACGACUGAUGCGUGGAAAACUUGUGUCAUCCAGGGAGUCUACUGGAGCGACAAAGAUCAGCCUAGGUGGUUGGGUGCGCGUAUCUCUUCUAUUUUUGUGAUUUUGUUCGUCAGCACUGCGUUUACGAUGUUUCCAGUAUUCUCAAGCCGUAGGUCUUGGCUGAGAAUUCCUCAAUGGGUUUAUCUGUUCGCGCGGUACUUUGGUACCGGUGUGAUUGUCGCGACUGCGUUCAUCCACUUGCUGGACCCCGCGUACUCGGAGAUUGGUGGGUCGUCGUGUGUUGGUAUGAGCGGAAACUGGGCCAUCUACUCUUGGUGUCCAGCAAUCGUUCUAGCCACGAUAUUUGGUAUCUUUUUCGUUGACCUAGGAAGUGCUCUCUACGUGGAGCGGAGAUUUGGCAUCCAACAUCAGCAUGGGGACGGUAUCGAAGACGCCAUUGUGCGCAAAAACGAGCCUAGUGUUUCCGAAGACGUGGAAAGGAGCGACUUGGAACACGAACGGAGCCAUAACUCCAAGGAUGACAAGCUGACUGAUAUUGCUUCGAGCGUGAGCUCGGAGGCUGUGACUGUCAGCUUCGAAAGUCAGUUCGGAGCAUUUCUCGUGCUCGAGUUCGGUGUUAUUUUUCACUCUGUCAUGAUUGGAUUGAAUCUUGGAUCUUGCGGUGACGAGUUCAGCACGCUGUACCCUGUCCUGGUUUUCCACCAGUCGUUCGAAGGUCUUGGUAUCGGGGCCAGACUGUCUGCUAUUCGGUUCCCCGAGGGAAAGAUCUGGUGGGCGUAUGGACUUUGCUUGAUCUAUGGUCUCACCACGCCGGUUUGUGUCGCUAUAGGUCUUGGGGUGAGAAACAGCUACGAGGGCAAUUCUUAUGCAGUCAACGUAGUUUCUGGCAUCCUGGACGCUAUCUCGGCAGGAAUUUUGAUUUACACUGGUUUGGUUGAAUUGCUGGCUAGAGACUUCAUGUUUGAUGAGAACCGGACCAAAGAUGUUAAAAAGAUUAUUUAUAUGAUCAUCUGUACACUUUGGGGCGCUGGUCUAAUGGCCUUGUUAGGUAAAUGGGCUUAG